CCCUUCGUGCUGCUCGUAAAUUAAGUUCCUUUCCACCAAUGAGGGCAAGUCAGCGAAGGUAGAAAAUGGUUGCCCAUGUUCACCAACUGUGAAGACUUAGGAUCACACAACUACAGCUUUGAUUCUCCAAGUGUUUCAGGAUGUAAAUGUAGUCUGACCUUUCCCUGCUGGACAGUUAAAUCAUGGACACACUAAACAAUUUAAUUUGGACUGUCCUUCCAAAAGAUGCUUUGGCUUCUCUCUCGAAUGCUCACUAAGCAUUUGUAGCUGACAAGGAAAAGGAAGAAAACUGUGAACUGGAAAGUUAUCUUACAAUGAAAAUUACGAGCACAUCUUGCAUCUGUCCAGUCCUCGUGUGUCUCUGUUUUGUGCAGAGGUGUUAUGGAACUGCUCAACACAGCUCCAUCAAGGGGACCAGAAACCAAACCAAACACAUCGAAGGUGAAACCGAAGUCCACCACCGUCCCAAAAGGGGAUGGGUUUGGAAUCAGUUCUUUGUUUUAGAAGAACAUAUGGGACCAGAUCCACAGUAUGUUGGAAAACUGCACUCCAAUUCUGACAAAGGUGAUGGGUCUGUGAAGUACAUCCUUACUGGAGAAGGUGCUGGGACUAUAUUUAUCAUUGAUGAUACCACGGGUGACAUCCACUCAACAAAAAGCCUAGACAGAGAGCAGAAGACCCACUAUGUGCUUCACGCUCAGGCUAUUGACAGACGAACAAACAAGCCCCUUGAACCUGAAUCUGAGUUUAUCAUCAAAGUGCAAGACAUCAAUGACAAUGCUCCAAAGUUCACAGAUGGACCAUAUAUCGUAACUGUGCCUGAAAUGUCAGAUAUGGGUACCUCUGUUCUACAGGUGACAGCCACUGAUGCAGAUGACCCUACCUAUGGAAACAGUGCUCGGGUGGUUUACAGCAUUCUCCAGGGACAGCCCUACUUCUCUGUAGACCCUAAAACAGGAGUUAUUAGAACUGCCUUACGUAAUAUGGACAGAGAAGCCAGAGAACAUUACUCAGUGGUCAUUCAAGCCAAAGACAUGGCUGGGCAAGUUGGAGGGCUUUCGGGAUCCACCACCGUGAACAUCACCCUGACGGAUGUCAAUGACAACCCCCCACGGUUUCCUCAAAAGCACUAUCAGCUGUAUGUUCCUGAGUCAGCUCAAGUUGGUUCAGCUGUUGGGAAAAUCAAGGCAAAUGAUGCAGACACUGGUUCAAAUGCAGACAUGACAUACUCCAUCAUUAAUGGUGACGGUGUUGGGAUAUUCUCCAUCUCCACUGACAAAGAGACCAGAGAAGGGAUCCUUUCCUUAAAGAAGCCACUGAACUAUGAGAAAAAGAAGUCAUAUACCCUCAACAUAGAAGGAGCCAAUACACAUCUUGAUUUUCGCUUUUCUCACUUGGGUCCUUUUAAAGAUGCUACCAUGCUGAAGAUCAUUGUUGGGGAUGUAGAUGAACCACCACUAUUUUCCAUGCCUUCCUAUGUCAUGGAAGUCUAUGAAAAUGCCAAGAUUGGGACAGUUGUUGGCACAGUUUUGGCACAAGAUCCCGACAGUGCUAACAGCUUAGUAAGAUACUUCAUCGACUACAAUGCUGAAGAUGACAGGUUUUUCAACAUUGAUGCCAACACUGGAACCAUAAAGACUACCAAGGUUCUUGACAGAGAAGAAACUCCAUGGUACAACAUCACAGUUGCUGCUUCAGAAAAUGACAAUCCAAGUUUGCUGAGCCAUGUCACAGUGGUCAUUAGAGUUCUGGAUGUCAAUGACAAUCCACCCGAACUUGCCAGGGAAUACGAUAUUGUUGUCUGUGAAAAUUCUAAGCCUGGCCAGGUUAUUCAUACCAUCAGUGCCACUGAUAAGGAUGAUUUUGCCAAUGGACAAAGGUUUAACUUCUUUCUUGAUGAACAUCUGUCUAUAAACCCAAACUUCACUCUGAAGGACAAUGAAGAUAACACAGCCAGCAUUCUGACAAGGCGGAGGAGAUUUAGUCGAACUAUUCAGGAUGUGUAUUACGUCCCCAUUAUGAUCUCUGACGGUGGAAUCCCCUCUCUCAGCAGCAGCAGUACCCUCACCAUCAGGGUUUGUGCGUGCGAGAGAGACGGGCGCGUGCGGACCUGCCGUGCAGAAGCCCUCCUGUCCUCGGCUGGCUUGAGUACAGGGGCCUUAAUCGCUAUUCUACUGUGUGUUGUCAUUCUCCUAGCAAUUGUAGUACUUUUCAUCACCCUGAGACGCAGCAAAAAAGAGCCCCUGAUCAUUUCAGAGGAGGACGUGCGGGAGAACGUGGUCACCUAUGAUGACGAGGGGGGCGGCGAGGAAGACACCGAGGCCUUUGACAUCACAGCCUUGAGGAAUCCGUCUGCUGCCGAGGAGCUCAAGCACCGGAGAGAUAUCAGGCCGGAAGUGAAACUCACCCCCAGGCACCAGACGUUUUCCACCCUGGAAAGUAUAGAUGUUCAGGAGUUUAUUAAGCAAAGACUGGCUGAAGCCGACCUAGACCCCAGCGUCCCGCCUUAUGACUCUCUGCAGACUUACGCCUAUGAGGGUCAGAGAUCGGAAUCUGGGUCCAUCAGCUCGCUGGAUUCAGCAACCACACAAUCAGACCAGGAUUAUCAGUACCUUGGAGACUGGGGACCCGAGUUUAAAAAGUUAGCUGAACUCUAUGGAGAAAUAGAAUCUGAAAGAACAACUUAG
Messenger RNA from Physeter macrocephalus (sperm whale), 2687 nucleotides. RefSeq names its product cadherin 18 (gene CDH18). Gene Ontology annotation, molecular function: calcium ion binding; cadherin binding. NCBI's taxonomy places the organism in Eukaryota, Metazoa, Chordata, Mammalia, Artiodactyla, Physeteridae. The transcript has 12 exons. Gene Ontology annotation, cellular component: plasma membrane; catenin complex; adherens junction. Bases 315 to 2687 code for a protein of 790 amino acids. The record is from RefSeq and is a predicted model, not a curated record. Gene Ontology annotation, biological process: cell-cell junction assembly; multicellular organism development; adherens junction organization.